AUGGGUAGAUUACCGGUUGGGGUGCAACAUAUUAGACCACAAGGGCCACAAUUGCAACGCCCUACACCGCUACAUCAAGUGCGUCCUCAAAAUACGCAACCUCAAUUUCAACGGCCGAUUCAACAACAACCGCCGCCAAUGCAUCAAUACCAAUAUCCACCACCAUUUGCACCUCAAGGGCCUAUGCAAGGGCAAAUGGGUCAACCAAGAGCACCAUUGGGUGCCCCUCGAAGACAUCAUCGGGAGGUUGUUCGGGGAAUUGAAGCUCACUUCCGGCAUAUUAUCACUAACAAUUCUUCGCCGGUUGUAAUUCCUCAUCAUGCGGAUGGAAGAAUUUUUGAAGUUAGAACAACCGCCCUCCAAAGUCUACCAAAGUUUAAGUGGUUAGCAACGGAAGAACCGUAUUUUCAUUUGGAGACAUACGACUUUAUUUGCAAGACCAUUGGAGGUCAAGGGAUCUCUUCAGAUGAUGUCAAGUUGGUUCUCUUCCAAUUUUCAUUGGAAAACAAGGCAAAGAGAUGGUUUCACACUUUACCCUCCGCAUCGAUUUUUACAUGGGCCGAUAUGCAACAGAUUUUCUUAGACGAGUUUUACACUUCCCAAAAGACUAAUGAUGCAAGGAGAGGUUUGAGAAGCUUCCAACAACAAUCGGGGGAGAUGUUUCAUGAAGCGUUUGAAAGUACAAACUUCGAAAAAGAUGAUUGGGCAUUUUUAGAACAAAUGGCGGUGACUUCCAAAAGGAAGGCCCAAUCCUCAAGACGGGCAAGGCAUGUGAUACAAAGGCCACAAGUGCAUGGAGUAGAGACUGGAAACAUGCAAACUACGAAUCAAGUGUACAAUGUGUGCACUAAUUGCAAUGAGAUAGGCCACACGACGGAAGUUUGUGUAGUAGGGGUGGUUGAUGAGCAAGUAGAAGAACUGAAUGCUAUUCAAGGGGGUGGUUGA
Helianthus annuus (common sunflower) is the source of this 945-nucleotide messenger RNA. RefSeq lists its product as uncharacterized. The transcript has 2 exons. The coding region runs from base 1 to 945 and encodes 314 amino acids. Lineage: Eukaryota; Viridiplantae; Streptophyta; Magnoliopsida; Asterales; Asteraceae. The record is from RefSeq and is a predicted model, not a curated record.